Penaeus monodon (black tiger shrimp) is the source of this 930-nucleotide messenger RNA. RefSeq names its product coiled-coil domain-containing protein 124-like. Gene Ontology annotation, cellular component: nucleus. The record is from RefSeq and is a predicted model, not a curated record. Gene Ontology annotation, molecular function: transcription coactivator activity. Lineage: Eukaryota; Metazoa; Arthropoda; Malacostraca; Decapoda; Penaeidae. Gene Ontology annotation, biological process: transcription by RNA polymerase II.
CGUAUUUUCUAACAAUACAUACAUACUGUAAAAAUGCGUAAAUAGCACGGUGAGCCCUAAAAGAACUAUUUUUCAAAUCAUUUCGGCAACUCGGUUUGUCAACUUUGCAGCUGGAGACGACGUCCUGGGAUGAGUUCGCUCUGCUGAAUAUAUUUAAGGCAGCAAAUUGACACCAUGCCCAAGAAGUUCAAGGGAGAAAACAGUAAGGCAGUUGUUGCCAGAGCUCGCAAGGCCGAGAAGGCAGCUGAGGAGAAGGCCAAGAAAGACAAAGCCAUAGAAGAUGCAUAUUGGGAAGAUGAUGACAAACAAGCUAAAAAAAAGAUGGCAAGGAAGGAAGAUAAAGAAAAGAAGAGGCAAGCAGAGUUGGAGAAAAAGGCAGAACUACGAGCAUUAGUAGAGAAUGAAGAGUCAACACUGACUCCAAAAGCUACACCACAGAAAGUAACUCAAUUUGAGUUGAAGAGAAAUCAAGAAAGACAGGCUGAACUGGAGCAGCAACUGAAAGAAAAAGAAGACUCUAAGACACACCUUGACAAUCCUCUGAUUGAAAAUCUCAAUAGGGCAGAAGGUUGUGAUGUGAUAUCAGCGAGUGGUAUUGAUGCAGCUUUGUCUGCUCUAAGUACUGAUGACAGUAACACUGACCAACAUCCAGAGAAGAGAAUGGCAGCAGCAUUUAAAGCCUUUGAAGAGAAGAGACUACCACAGAUCAAGAAGGAAAAUCCAACUUUGCGUAUGUCACAGCAGAAGCAGAUGUUGCGUAAAGAAUGGCUGAAGAGCCCUGAGAAUCCUCUGAACCAAAGGAAAUGAUUAAACCAGUGAUAUACUAAACGCAAUGAAUAUACCAUUGGAGGAAGGAUAUCUAGGAUCUCGAUUUAUUUUCACGUUUGCAGUUAUGUAGAUUAAAAUGCGGAGAUUAAACUCAGAUAUAUA